This is a messenger RNA of Ornithorhynchus anatinus (platypus), 1720 nucleotides long. Its product is annotated as olfactory receptor 4D9-like. Bases 248 to 1183 code for a protein of 311 amino acids. Lineage: Eukaryota; Metazoa; Chordata; Mammalia; Monotremata; Ornithorhynchidae. Gene Ontology annotation, cellular component: membrane. The record is from RefSeq and is a predicted model, not a curated record. The transcript has a single exon. Gene Ontology annotation, molecular function: G protein-coupled receptor activity; olfactory receptor activity. Gene Ontology annotation, biological process: G protein-coupled receptor signaling pathway.
AUUAAGUGCUAACUACAUGCCAGGCACUAUACUAAGCACUGGGGUGGAAACAAGUAUAUUGAGUUGGACAAAAAGGUGAGCAAAGGUUUAGCAGGAAAGAGUGGGCAAGGGGAAAGUUACCAAAGGACUUCCAAGGAUGGCUAAAGAAUUCCCAAACUUAGUAGGAAGACAUUUUCCUUGUUGCUGACACCUUGCCUGUAAUUAUCUCUUUUCCUCUCUAGAUGUUCUUGGAAGAGGGGGAUGGAGGAUGGAGCUAGGAAAUCACACCAGGGUUUCAGAAUUUAUUUUCCGGGGACUGACCCAGUCUCGGGAACUGAGCUUCGUCUUAUUUGUGCUUUUGUUUGUUUUGUACGUGAUAACCGUGUCGGCAAACCUCCUCAUCAUAGUCACAGUGACUUGGGAAUCUCGUCUCCACCUACCCAUGUAUUUCUUGCUCCGCAAUCUGUCCAUCCUAGAUAUCUCCUUUUCCUGCAUCACUAUUCCCAAGGUCUUGGUGGAUCUUCUUUCCAAGAGAAAAGCCAUCUCCUUCAAUGGCUGCCUCACUCAGAUAUUUUUCUUUCACCUCCUCGGUGGGGCUGAUACUUUUUCUCUCUCUGUCAUGGCGUAUGACAGAUACGUGGCCAUCUCGAAACCCCUGCACUAUGUAACCAUCAUGACUAAGGGGACGUGUUUCGGGUUGGUGGCUGCUUCGUGGGUGGGGGGAUUUGUGCAUUCCGUGGUCCAAAUUUUUCUGUUGCUGCUGUUACCCUUCUGUGGACCCAACGUCCUAGAUGGUUUCUACUGUGAUGUCCCCCAGCUACUUAAACUUUCCUGCUCCAAUGCCGUCACUACAGAGCUGUUGAUGAUCUCCAACAACGGUAUGAUCACCUCCCUGUGGUUUGUCUUGCUCAUUGGGUCCUACACAGUGACUUUGCUCAUGCUGAGAUCUCACUCCGGGGAAGGGAAAAAAAAAGCCAUCGCCACUUGCACUUCCCACAUGAUGGUGGUCACUCUACACUUCGUGCCGUGCAUCUACAUCUACGCCCGGCCCUUCACCGCUCUGCCUACGGACACGGCAGUGUCUAUCACCUUAGCGGGAAUUAUCCCCGUCCUGAACCCCAUCAUAUACACCUUGAGGAACCGCGAGAUGAUGCUGGCCAUGAAGAGACUGAAGAAAAGAGAUAUACAAUCAGGAAGGGAAUGAAAAUUACAAUAAACUCGGGGAGAGGCCUGAAAAGGGUUAUCGGGUUUUCAUGCAAUUUCCCAAAAAGGACUUGAUGAUACGUGUCAGCCUUGGAGGAUAAGAGACUCAGAAGCAGUUGGAACCUGUGUCCUUCAACCACGGCUUUGAUUUCCUGUGAGUUUCUGUUCUGAAACUUGCAAACUAAACUCCCAAAAUGGUGGAGUGAGCUUCGCCUCCAGAACCCAGGAGAAUUAUUUUCUACUCAGGGCAUUUUCCACCUGAAGAUCUCAGGGAGACUCUCUGCCUACUACUAUAGCCUAGUCCUUAUAUCACCCUACCCUGUCACAUUUUCUACAACAGAGCCAGGAGGAGAUAAGGGAUGAAGAAACUCUGUGCCAGAAGGAAUCUAUUUCCCUGCAGAGAUUCUUCCAAUCAGGAACAAUUUGUUCUUCAUUUCAUUUCUCACUGGUCCAAGUGGAAGGAGCAGCCUUUUCCAAACUCUAAUCUUCUCUUAGAUGCUCAUCUGUGCAAAAGGGAUAUCUUAAGAUAUCUUAACCA